This is a messenger RNA of Porites evermanni, 7052 nucleotides long. The record is from the annotation of a GenBank genome assembly. NCBI's taxonomy places the organism in Eukaryota, Metazoa, Cnidaria, Anthozoa, Scleractinia, Poritidae.
GUAUCUAUUGAUGGUCAUGACAUUCCCAGUCUGAACUUAAAGUGGUUGCGUGAGCACAUUGGGGUUGUAAGUCAAGAACCUGUUCUUUUCGACACAACAAUAGCAGAGAAUAUCAGGUACGGCAAGGAUGAUGUGACACAGGAGGAAAUAGAAAAAGCAACAAAGAUGGCGAAUGCUCAUGACUUUAUCAGGAGUCUUCCCAAGGUUGGUCAAUCCAGUUUGGGUACAUAUAAGAAACACUUAGCGCCUCUGUUAGGUAUGUCAGUGGCCAACGUCUACCUGACCUAGGUCCAGAGUCUAGAGUCUAGGUCUAGAGGUCUGGAGUGCGUGCAGAAUGUAUGACUGUUUGGCUGUCUGCCUCGCUAGGAUACCUAGAACAAGAUGAAAAUUUCCCCCAACGAAAAUCUUGUGGUUUUCGCGUAACGCGUAAUAAUCACGUUUGAAAACUAAGGAAGGAAAAAUUGGUGACGAAUUUACCUUCUCGUAAGCGAUCACUUUGAAAAUGACCGUUUUGUUUUCCAGUCAAAUACUGUUGUAAAAACUCUCUCGUAAGCGACCAGUACUUACUUCAAGGACUGCCAUUAUUUUACUAAACCAGAAAUUCGAAUUAUUCUUUUGUUUUUUGUUUCUCGUAAGCGACCACCCGGCAUGAUCACUUAUGACUCUAAGAAAUCCAUCGCUCGGAUGUCACAAAAGUUCAGUUUUUAGAAGCUUUGACCAAGCUUGUGGACAGAUUAUAGCAGUUGACUUACAAAAAAGAUGGCUGUUAUACAGUCUGUAAGUAAAAAGGUGGAUUAUUCCAUUGAUGCAAAAUGUUAUGGACAAAGUUUCAACGGUUCCAAACGCUAUUCUAUGUGAAACAUUAUCACCAAUUGUCUGUUUGCCUACGUUUUAGCUCGUUAGGUAAUACCUUUAUCUAGUCACGUUAAUCAGUUCAGUUUGAGCUUAUAUUUUCUUAGUUUUUCCCAUAGACGACCACCUCCUGUAAGCGACCACUUUGUCGUGCACCAAGGGUGGUCGCUAACGAAAGAGUUGACUGUACGGUUAAAUAUUCAGUAGAGCUUCUGAUAAAGGAUAAUCAGGUUCAGUUACUUUCUAUAUGCUUUCUAUAUACUAUCAAUAUGCUUGAAGUUAACAAUUAAAGUGUUGAAUAAUUUAAGACUAAAUUUUGGCCUAUGAAGUAACGUGUUUCCACUCACAAUAUUUUUAUCUUACCUUCUUACCUGUAGCAACGGUCACGUUGCAAAAACAGUCUCGCUCAAAUUGUUAUAGCAUCGAUCCUAAUAUCGUUACAACAUUGUCACAGCAAAAAUAAAUAUAUAUUAAUAAUAGUUGAUGAGCCGCGUUGAGUGGCAUGCAACCGCUGACAGGCCUUAUCUGAAGUGUAACCUUCCAUUAACCUAAAAUACAUUUAAUAAUGUGAUUAUCGAGAUUCUGAUUAUUGUUGUUGUUGUUGUUAUUUUCCAUCAGGGCUAUGAUACUCUUGUUGGUGAAGGUGGUACUCAGUUAAGUGGAGGGCAGAAGCAGCGUAUCGCUAUUGCACGAGCUCUCGUAAAAGAUCCCAGGAUAUUGUUGUUGGAUGAAGCAACCUCGGCAUUGGACAGUGAAAGUGAAUCCAUUGUACAAGCUGCAUUGGAUCGAGUAAGAAAUUUACAUUCAGAUUAUUAACGUAUUACAAACAUUUUUGAGGUAUGUUUAGUAAAUUUGAGUUUCUCAAUGAAAGUGUGUCCAACUGAAAUCUUGCUGAUAGUUACAACACCAGUACAACGGAACAGUUGUAAAAUGCCUUUGUUGGCUGAGAAUGCGUAAAAAAGAGAUUCUACUAAAUCAUUGUGUACAUCCCGGUUACCAUAAGAUGCGCACGAACCGCCGCAGGUCAGUGCAGGUAUCGUUCGCCGUGGGUUUAGUCGUGUUUAUUUUUCUCCGAUAUUUCUCGGCCUUUUGCAGCUGCUAACACGGGAAGUUAACAGUUACUUUUUCGUUUAUUUUUCUUUUACUGUGGACGCGCUCCACAUUACAUUUUUCAGCCGUUAUUGUCUGGAUGUUUUCCUUUUUCGUGCUCUGUGACGCGUCACAGACGGACUCAGCUCUUGUGCCGAAUUAUAAUUUUAUGAGAAGACUCCUGGACGUGUUCAGAGUUUAAACAAUUGUGGAGUAACGCGUUUAUACCCUUUCGUCGUUUCUUUACGAGUCUCAACGAGUUUGUGGCUAGCUAUAUAGCCGAUUAUUUGGACCGAUUUUUUGAUACCACGUGGAGGACGAUUCCGCCAUUUUGUAGUGCAAAAAGCUAGACGUUUUCUUCAUCCAUCUUAAUUUCUUCAGACGAUGUCUGAGGAGUCUCAGAAAACUGUAAAUUCUGGAGGUACUUCACCUGUGGACCUCAAGGCGAUGUUUGCCGCACUUUUAGAUGAUGCCAAAAGAGAUACUGUGGCCCACCUACAAGACUCUAUCGAGAAGAUUUAUGCCGAUUUUGAAGAUUAUGAGACCGGCCCUGAGAGCAGUGAAGCGAGCACCGAGUGUUCGGAUACAGCUGUUGCAACGGCUGUUGCAACUAAAGUAAACGAUUUUAUCCAGCCAAAAACCUCAGACCUUGCUGAGGCCAGACCAGGCUCGGCUCCUUUAAAUCACUCGCUGAUGAAUUUAGCGUUAUAGAGAAAACUUCACCUGCCAUAGAUUCAAAUUUGGCAGAAAUAGUGAAGAGUCUGCUUACAGAGAAGCUCACAAAAAGAAAAGUUGGCCGAAGUACAGAACAAGUAACUCAGACCUGAAAACUGCACUAAUUUGGUUGUACCCAAGAUAAACAAACAAAUUUGGCAACAAUUACGACGAGAGACUAGAAAUAAUGAUUCAGCUUUCCAGAAGGCACAGUCCUUGCUCUUGUCAGGUUUAUAUGCUGUACUUCAGCUGUGUAACAGUGCAAAUGGGGAUCAUAUAAAUGUUUUGACCCAUACAGCAGUCCUGCUGUUGUCAGCAAUAGAGAGCUUAAUCUGAAACGAAGAGAUCUCAUUCGUCCUGACCUGAACAAGCAAUAUGCUGCUUUAUGCAACCCAUCUACAGCUGUGUCAACAUUCUUGUUUGGAGAUGACCUAAACAAGGAAGUGGAAGAGUUAUAAACAAAGUCACAAAAGCUCAGCAAUAAAGUGACUCCUAAGAGAUGCAUGGAACCUUACAAAGUCCUCGCCUCUAGAGGUGUACGUGGUCGUGGCCGCUUCAGUCAGAGUGCUGGGAGGGGAAGAGCCUCCUCUAAUUCUUUUUUAGGCCAAGACCGGGGCCAUGCUCGGCCCCAGCAGAAUCCUAGGACCCAGUAAGAUCUCCAGCUGAGGUAAGUCAGACAACUCUUGCUACUAUUAUUGCAAAUCAAAUUCCUUUUUAAGGCAGGAGGGCUGCGAGACUGUCUUCAUGUAUGGAAGACUAUCACAUCAGAUCCUUUUAUCUUAGAUGCAGUUACUCACUGUCAUAUUGAAUUUGACUGGGAACCUGGAAUAUGUACUAGUGUUACUAGGCCUUUUUGUUCCUUUACUGAAAUUGAACAGACUAUCAUUGACAAUGAAGUAGAAAAAUUCCUUCUUAAAGGGAUAAUAAGGCUAUCAUCAUAUGAGGAUGGCCAUGUCAUAUCUCCAAUUUUUACAAGGCGUAAGAAAUAUGGGUCUCACAGGGUUAUAUUUAACCUAAAGAAACUGAAUGAGUCAGUGACAUACCAUCAUUUUAAAAUGGACACGUUAGAAACAGCUAUUAGAUUCAUGAGGCCUGGAUGUUACAUGACAUCUAUAGAUCUGAAGGAUGCGUAUUACUCUAUCCCUAUUGCAGAAGAACAUCAGAAAUAUUUGAAAUUUAUUUGGAGAGAUCAAUUAUAUGCUUUCACUAGCCUGCCUAUGGGAUUGACUAGUAGCCCUAGGAUUUUUACGAAAGUUUUAAAAGCGAUCUUUAGCUACGUGAGGAGUAAGUUUGGCCACACCUGUCUGGGCUAACAUUGAUGCCUCUUUCUAUCAGGAAGAUGGUUAUAGGGAGUAUGAAGAAGCCACAUUAUAUGCAAUACAACUUUUUGUCAGUCUGGGUUUUAAAAUCCACCCAGAAAAGUCAUUAAUUAUACCAACACAGAUCUUAGAGUUUUUAGGGUUCAUUUUGAACUCAAUGCUCAUGUCAGUUACUUUGACUAACAAGAAAGCUGUUAAAAUUUUGCAGUUGUGCCAAAAAUUCUCUGUUCCAAAUAAACGGUUUACUAUUCGUGAAGUUGCAUCUUUUCUUGGGACCUUAGUCUCCAGCUUUCCAGGCGUGGAGUUUGGCCCUUUACGUUAUCGCCUCAUUGAGGUUGGCAAAGAAGCGAAUUUGAAAUUGAACCAGGGGAAUUUGGAUUCACUUUUGACCUUGUCUCAUGACAGUUUGGAAGAGGUUCACUGGUGGUCUGCAAAUGUUCUAACAGCAUCAAGAAGAAUUUUUCAUAAUAGUCCUGAUGUAGUUGUUUACACUGAUGCAUCCCAAAUGGGUUGAGGUGCUCAAAUCGAACAUGGGAAUAACACUAGUGGCAUCUGGUCUAAGUCAGGGUCAUCCAGGCACAUAAAUUACCUGUAAUCAUUAGCAGUUAAGCUUGCUCUGUCCUCCCUACUUAAUGCCAGGAACAACAUCCAUGUGCGGUUUAUGUCUGAUAACAACACUGCUGUGUCUUACAUUAAUUCUAUGGGAGGUUGUAGAUCUUUAGAAUGUAACUCCAUUGCUAAGGAUACUUGAGAUUGGGCUAUUGACAAAGAUAUUUGGUUAUCAGCAGCCCAUAUUCCAGGAUCAAGCAAUAUUGAUGCUGAUAAGUUAUCUCGGAAUUUGAAUUUGGAUCUGGAAUGGAUGCUUUCCGCUCCGAUUUUUCAGAGAAUAGUAGCUUUAUUUGGUAAACUAGAUAUAGAUCUAUUUGCUAGUAGACUUAAUGCUCAGGUGGAGGAUUAUGUUUCCUGGAAACCACAUCCAAUGGCAAAGUUUGUAGAUGCUUUUACCAUUGAUUGGUCACAAUUUUUGUUCUAUUCUUAUCCUCCAUUUUGUCUUGUUUCAGGGUGUGUACAGAAAAUAAUUCACGACUAGGCAUCAGGAAUUCUAGUAAUUCCCUUGUGGACAACUCAGCCUUAUUUUACGGCUGUACUGAGCCUACAGAGCCUACAACAGAAACGCCACGUGUAUUAAAUGCUUUAGUUCAGAAUCUGAUUCAUCCAACCCUGGACGGUCCUCAUCCCCUACACCAACGACUGCAGUCGAUGGUAUGUUAGUUAUCAGGCGAUCCUUGCAAGAGUCUGAGAUUUCGUCAGGCAUUGUCGACAUCAUCAUGCAUUCAUGGAGAGACAGCACUCAGAAACAAUAUAAAGUGUAUAUUAGCAAGUGGCUGCAAUUUUCCAGUGAAAGGAAGAAUGAUCCGUUGCAUCCCACUGUAACGGCUGUACUCUUUUUCUGCACAGUCUUUUCAAGAGUGGCUUGAGCUAUUCUGCGCUGAAUACAGCUCGGUCUGCAGUCUCUAACAUCGAAAUGCGUGAUAGUGAUGCUCCGUCUCAUACACCUGUAGGAAAGCAUUUCCUUGUUUGCCGUUACCUUAAAGGGGUCCGUAUAAUUAUACUGUCCUUGAUUACUUGAGUUUAUUUUGGCCUUUGCACGAGAUCAUUUUGAAGGAACUCACCCUAAAAUUAGUCAUAUUGAUUGACUUGACUACGGGGCAGAGGUGUCAGACUUUGACCUUUUUGGACACAUCAGAGCAAUAUAUGCAGAAGAAUGAUACAUGUUUUAAUUUUGCCUUAACUGAACACUUAAGCAGGACAAACCUGGCAAAGUUUUUGGCAAUGUACGCCUUUACAAGUAUCCAGUAAGGGAACUGUGUGUUUAUGAAAUAUUAGAUUCUUGCCUACGGCCUACUGAAAAGCUUAGAAAUUCUUCAAAAUUGCUUGUUUCGUACAUUAAGCCCUAUAAGGCAGUAACCUCAACUACUAUUGGGCGCUGGUUCAAAACUUUGUUGCGGGUGUUGAUACAGAAAUAUUUUCUGUUCAUAGCAUUAGGUGUGCUGCAACGAGUAAAGCUCUUACGUCAGUUUCCACUGAUGUGAUUCUAGCUACAGCUGGGUGGACUGAGGAGUCCACUUUUCGGACGUUUUACAACAAGCCAGUUGCUGUAACAAACCAGAUGAGUUUGGCAGUUCUCACUUAGGUUAAUGCCUUGUACAACAAAAUUGUAUUGCAAAGUAGUGUACAAUUAAAGUCGGCGUGUGAAGUUGUUUGGGUGCUUUCUCAUUUUGCGCUCACUGCCUUAAAGUCUCAUGGUAACCCGGAUUUACAUAAUGAUUUGGUAGAAUUGAAAAUUAAACAAGUGGGCUUAACAUGCCCAAAGCACCCAUAUGUUUACACCCACCCCUGACGUCGUUUCGGCUGUGUUUUAGUGAUCACAAUAUUCUUUUAAGACUGACCUGCGGCAGUGCGUGCGCAUCUUAUGUUAACCCUACUGUACUACUAAUGAUUUAGCAGAAUUGUCAUCAAACUUCAACGUACAGGUAAGUCUUGUUUAAUUUUCAGUUAGAAGUGGUUUAGUACAUAAACCCGAUUGCCGGACGUUCAGUUAAAUUUUAUUUGAAAUUGUGAUGUGUUUACACCUUGUUAAAGUCAAGUGCAACCUACAGAUAACUAAAGAACUAGAGACUAAAGCUGGUAUUUCGGAUAUUAGUCUCAAAACGCCAAGGUCGUACAACCAGCAAAGUUGAAAUUAUGAAUGCUGUCAACAAGCUGUUUUUUGGUCAUCUUGCCAGACCCGCUAGGUUUGUGCUUACGGCUGUGAUUGAUUUGGAAAGGUUAAAAAUCCCGAGAAUGCUGAUAAUAAUAUUUUAUUAUCACUAAUGUUCUCUCUUUCAGGCACGUCAAGGUCGUACAACUAUUGUGAUUGCCCAUCGCCUCUCGACAGUCCAGAAUGCUGACUUAAUUGCAGUUAUUCAGGAAGGCACGAUCGUCGAGAAAGGUCGUCAUGAUGAACUCAUGAACAUUGAUGAACUAUAUCGACAGCUUGUUACGCUUCAGGUAUGUAUGCCUUCAUUUAACUUAUAA